Equus caballus (horse) is the source of this 11044-nucleotide messenger RNA. RefSeq names its product sodium voltage-gated channel alpha subunit 2 (gene SCN2A). The record is from RefSeq and is a predicted model, not a curated record. Gene Ontology annotation, cellular component: axon; voltage-gated sodium channel complex; plasma membrane. Lineage: Eukaryota; Metazoa; Chordata; Mammalia; Perissodactyla; Equidae. Gene Ontology annotation, biological process: membrane depolarization during action potential; sodium ion transmembrane transport; neuronal action potential. Gene Ontology annotation, molecular function: protein binding; voltage-gated sodium channel activity.
GACAGUGGGUACCAUAGAGUGAGUGUCAGAACAGAAAGCUAAGGCAGAAGCAGAGAGGAUGCUUCAGUCAUCCUUUCUUGUUUUUUCUUUUUUAAUGAGGAUGGAACACAUGUGAGAUUUUACUUUCUGCUCUAGUUGAAAUUCUGAAGAACUGCAUUGGAGACUAUUAUAUUCAACACGUAUAUGGAUUCUGUGCUAUGAUUUACAAUUCCCUUUAUUUCAGCACUUUCUUAUGCAAGGAGCUAAACAGUGAUUAAAGGAGCAGGAUGAAAAGAUGGCACAGUCAGUGCUGGUACCACCAGGACCUGACAGCUUCCGCUUCUUUACCAGGGAAUCCCUUGCUGCUAUUGAACAACGCAUUGCAGAAGAGAAAGCUAAGAGACCCAAACAAGAGCGCAAGGAUGAGGAUGAUGAAAAUGGCCCGAAGCCAAAUAGUGACUUGGAAGCAGGAAAAUCCCUUCCGUUUAUUUAUGGAGACAUUCCUCCAGAGAUGGUGUCAGAGCCCCUGGAGGACCUGGACCCGUACUAUAUCAAUAAAAAAACGUUUAUAGUAUUGAAUAAAGGGAAAGCAAUCUCUCGAUUCAGUGCCACCUCUGCCCUGUACAUUUUAACUCCCUUCAACCCUAUUCGAAAAUUAGCUAUUAAGAUUUUGGUACAUUCGUUAUUCAAUGUGCUCAUUAUGUGCACUAUCCUUACCAACUGUGUAUUUAUGACCAUGAGUAACCCUCCAGACUGGACAAAGAAUGUGGAGUACACCUUUACAGGAAUUUAUACUUUUGAAUCACUUAUAAAAAUACUUGCAAGGGGCUUUUGUUUAGAAGAUUUCACGUUUCUACGGGAUCCAUGGAAUUGGUUGGAUUUCACAGUUAUUACUUUUGCGUAUGUAACAGAAUUUGUAAACCUAGGCAAUGUUUCAGCUCUUCGAACUUUCAGAGUAUUGAGAGCUUUGAAAACUAUUUCUGUAAUUCCAGGCUUGAAGACCAUCGUGGGGGCCCUGAUCCAGUCGGUGAAGAAGCUUUCAGAUGUAAUGAUCCUGACUGUGUUCUGUCUGAGCGUGUUUGCACUAAUAGGACUACAGCUGUUUAUGGGCAACCUGCGGAAUAAAUGUUUGCAAUGGCCCCCAGAUAAUUCUUCCUUUGAAAUCAACAUCACUUCCUUCUUUAAUAACUCACUGGAUGGGAACGGUACCAUUUUCAAUAGGACAGUGAGCAUGUUUAACUGGGAUGACUAUAUUGAAGAUAAAAGUCACUUUUACUUUUUGGAAGGGCAAAAUGACGCACUGCUUUGUGGCAACAGCUCAGAUGCAGGCCAGUGUCCAGAAGGAUACAUCUGUGUGAAGGCUGGUAGAAAUCCCAACUAUGGCUACACGAGCUUUGACACGUUUAGUUGGGCCUUCUUGUCCUUGUUUCGUCUCAUGACUCAAGACUUCUGGGAAAACCUUUAUCAACUGACACUACGUGCUGCUGGGAAAACAUACAUGAUAUUUUUUGUGCUGGUCAUUUUCUUGGGCUCAUUCUACCUUAUCAAUUUAAUCCUGGCUGUGGUGGCCAUGGCCUACGAGGAACAGAAUCAGGCAACACUUGAAGAGGCUGAACAGAAAGAAGCUGAAUUCCAGCAGAUGCUUGAACAGUUAAAAAAACAACAGGAAGAAGCUCAGGCAGCAGCUGCAGCAGCGUCUGCUGAAUCAAGAGACUUCAGUGGUGCUGGCGGAGUGGGGGUUUUCUCAGAGAGUUCCUCAGUAGCAUCAAAGUUGAGCUCUAAGAGCGAAAAAGAGCUGAAAAACAGAAGGAAGAAAAAGAAACAGAAAGAACAGUCUGGAGAAGAAGAGAAGGAGGAUGGAGUCCGCAAAUCUGAAUCUGAAGACAGCAUAAGAAGAAAAGGUUUUCGUUUUUCCUUAGAAGGAAGUAGGCUGACAUAUGAAAAGAGGUUUUCUUCUCCACACCAGUCUUUAUUGAGCAUCCGUGGCUCCCUUUUCUCUCCAAGACGCAACAGUAGGGCGAGCCUUUUCAGCUUCAGAGGGCGAGCAAAGGAUAUUGGCUCGGAGAAUGAUUUUGCUGAUGACGAGCACAGCACCUUUGAAGACAAUGACAGCCGAAGAGACUCUCUGUUCGUGCCGCACAGACAUGGAGAGCGGCGCCACAGCAACGUCAGCCAGGCCAGCCGUGCCUCCAGGGUGCUCCCCAUUCUGCCCAUGAACGGGAAGAUGCACAGCGCUGUGGAUUGCAAUGGAGUGGUCUCCCUGGUCGGAGGCCCUUCUGCCCUCACGUCUCCUGCUGGGCAGCUCCUGCCAGAGGGCACAACUACUGAAACAGAAAUACGAAAGAGACGGUCCAGUUCUUAUCAUGUUUCCAUGGAUUUGUUGGAAGAUCCUACAGCAAGGCAAAGAGCCAUGAGUAUGGCUAGUAUUUUGACCAACACCAUGGAAGAACUUGAAGAAUCCAGACAGAAAUGCCCACCCUGCUGGUAUAAAUUUGCUAACAUGUGUUUAAUUUGGGACUGCUGUAAACCAUGGUUAAAGGUGAAACAUCUUGUCAACCUGGUCGUGAUGGACCCGUUUGUGGACCUGGCCAUCACCAUCUGCAUUGUUUUAAAUACACUCUUCAUGGCCAUGGAGCACUAUCCCAUGACAGAGCAGUUCAGCAGUGUACUGUCGGUCGGGAACCUGGUCUUCACUGGGAUCUUCACAGCAGAAAUGUUUCUCAAGAUCAUUGCUAUGGAUCCAUAUUAUUACUUUCAAGAAGGCUGGAAUAUUUUUGAUGGUUUCAUCGUGAGCCUUAGUUUAAUGGAACUUGGUUUGGCAAACGUGGAAGGAUUGUCAGUUCUCCGAUCAUUUCGACUGCUUCGAGUUUUCAAGUUGGCAAAAUCUUGGCCAACUCUGAACAUGCUGAUAAAGAUCAUUGGCAAUUCUGUGGGGGCUUUGGGUAACCUCACCUUGGUGCUGGCCAUCAUCGUCUUCAUCUUUGCCGUGGUCGGCAUGCAGCUCUUUGGUAAGAGCUACAAAGAAUGUGUCUGCAAGAUUUCCAAUGACUGUGAGCUCCCGCGCUGGCACAUGCAUGACUUCUUCCACUCCUUCCUGAUUGUGUUCCGCGUGCUGUGUGGAGAGUGGAUAGAGACCAUGUGGGACUGUAUGGAGGUCGCUGGCCAAACGAUGUGCCUUACUGUCUUCAUGAUGGUCAUGGUGAUUGGAAACUUAGUGGUUCUGAACCUUUUCCUGGCCUUGCUCUUGAGUUCAUUCAGUUCUGACAAUCUUGCUGCCACUGAUGAUGAUAAUGAAAUGAACAAUCUCCAGAUUGCUGUGGGAAGGAUGCAGAAAGGAAUUGAUUAUGUUAAAAGAAAACUACGUGAAUUUAUUCAGAAAGCUUUUGUUAGAAAGCAGAAAGCUUUAGAUGAAAUUAAACCUCUUGAAGAUCUAAAUAACAAAAAAGACAGCUGUAUUUCCAACCACACCACCAUAGAAAUAGGCAAAGACCUCAAUUAUCUUAAAGAUGGAAAUGGAACUACCAGUGGCAUAGGCAGCAGUGUAGAAAAAUAUGUCGUGGAUGAAAGUGAUUACAUGUCGUUUAUAAACAACCCCAGCCUCACUGUGACUGUCCCAAUUGCUGUUGGAGAAUCUGACUUUGAAAAUUUAAACACUGAAGAAUUCAGCAGCGAGUCAGAUAUGGAGGAAAGCAAAGAGAAGCUAAAUGCAACUAGUUCAUCUGAAGGCAGCACAGUGGAUAUAGGAGCUCCUGCUGAGGGAGAACAACCUGAGGCUGAACCUGAAGAAUCGCUCGAACCUGAAGCCUGUUUCACAGAAGACUGUGUACGGAAGUUCAAGUGUUGUCAGAUAAGCAUAGAGGAAGGCAAAGGGAAACUGUGGUGGAACGUGAGAAAAACUUGCUAUAAGAUAGUGGAGCAUAACUGGUUCGAAACCUUCAUCGUCUUCAUGAUUCUGCUCAGCAGUGGGGCGCUGGCCUUUGAAGAUAUAUAUAUUGAGCAGCGAAAAACCAUUAAGACCAUGUUAGAAUAUGCUGACAAAGUUUUCACUUACAUAUUCAUUCUGGAAAUGCUUCUCAAGUGGGUUGCAUAUGGUUUUCAAGUAUAUUUUACCAAUGCCUGGUGCUGGCUAGAUUUCCUGAUUGUCGAUGUCUCAUUGGUUAGCUUAACAGCGAAUGCCUUGGGUUACUCAGAACUCGGUGCCAUCAAAUCCCUCAGAACACUAAGAGCUCUGAGGCCACUGAGAGCCUUAUCCCGGUUUGAAGGAAUGAGGGUUGUUGUCAACGCUCUCUUAGGAGCCAUUCCAUCCAUAAUGAACGUGCUUCUGGUUUGUCUGAUCUUUUGGCUGAUAUUCAGUAUCAUGGGAGUGAAUCUCUUUGCGGGCAAGUUUUAUCACUGUAUUAACUACACCACCGGAGAAAUGUUUGACGUAAGCGUGGUCAACAACUACAGCGAGUGCAAAGCCCUCAUAGAGAGCAAUCAGACUGCCAGGUGGAAAAAUGUGAAAGUAAACUUUGAUAAUGUGGGACUCGGAUAUCUUUCUCUGCUUCAAGUAGCCACAUUUAAGGGAUGGAUGGACAUCAUGUAUGCAGCUGUCGAUUCACGAAAUGUAGAAUUACAACCCAAGUAUGAAGACAAUCUGUACAUGUAUCUUUAUUUUGUCAUCUUUAUUAUUUUUGGUUCCUUCUUUACUCUGAAUCUCUUCAUUGGUGUCAUCAUCGAUAACUUCAAUCAACAGAAAAAGAAGUUUGGAGGUCAAGACAUUUUUAUGACAGAAGAACAGAAGAAAUACUACAAUGCAAUGAAAAAACUGGGUUCAAAGAAACCACAAAAACCCAUACCUCGACCUGCUAACAAAUUCCAAGGAAUGGUCUUUGAUUUUGUAACCAAACAAGUCUUUGAUAUCAGCAUCAUGAUCCUCAUCUGCCUCAACAUGGUCACCAUGAUGGUGGAAACUGAUGACCAGAGUCAAGAAAUGACAAACAUUUUGUACUGGAUUAAUCUAGUGUUUAUUGUUCUGUUCACUGGAGAAUGUGUGCUGAAACUAAUCUCUCUUCGUUAUUACUAUUUUACCAUUGGCUGGAAUAUUUUUGAUUUUGUGGUGGUUAUUCUCUCCAUUGUAGGCAUGUUUCUGGCUGAGCUGAUAGAGAAAUAUUUUGUGUCCCCGACCCUGUUCCGAGUGAUCCGUCUUGCCAGGAUUGGCCGAAUCCUCCGUCUGAUCAAAGGAGCUAAGGGGAUCCGCACGCUGCUCUUUGCUCUGAUGAUGUCCCUCCCUGCAUUGUUUAACAUCGGCCUCCUGCUCUUCCUGGUCAUGUUCAUCUACGCCAUCUUUGGAAUGUCCAACUUUGCCUAUGUUAAAAGGGAAGUUGGAAUUGAUGACAUGUUCAACUUUGAAACUUUUGGCAACAGCAUGAUCUGUCUGUUCCAAAUUACCACCUCUGCUGGCUGGGAUGGAUUGCUAGCACCUAUUCUCAACAGUGGCCCUCCAGAUUGUGACCCUGAAAAAGAUCACCCUGGAAGCUCAGUUAAGGGAGACUGUGGGAACCCAUCUGUUGGGAUUUUCUUUUUCGUCAGUUACAUCAUCAUAUCAUUUCUGGUUGUGGUGAACAUGUACAUCGCCGUCAUCCUGGAGAACUUCAGUGUUGCUACUGAGGAAAGUGCAGAGCCCCUGAGUGAGGAUGACUUUGAGAUGUUCUACGAGGUUUGGGAGAAGUUUGAUCCUGAUGCCACUCAGUUUAUAGAGUUCUCCAAGCUCUCUGAUUUUGCAGCUGCCCUGGAUCCUCCUCUUCUCAUAGCAAAACCAAACAAAGUCCAGCUCAUUGCCAUGGACCUGCCCAUGGUCAGUGGGGACCGGAUCCACUGCCUUGACAUUUUAUUUGCCUUUACAAAGCGUGUUUUGGGUGAGAGUGGAGAGAUGGAUGCCCUUCGAAUACAGAUGGAGGAGCGAUUCAUGGCAUCAAAUCCCUCCAAAGUCUCCUAUGAGCCCAUCACAACCACUUUGAAACGCAAACAAGAGGAGGUGUCUGCUAUUGUUAUCCAGAGGGCUUAUAGACGCUACCUCUUGAAGCAAAAAGUUAAAAAGGUUUCAUGUAUAUAUAAGAAAGACAAAGUCAAAGAAGGUGAUGGAACACCUAUCAAAGAAGAUAUCCUCAUUGAUAAACUAAAUGAGAAUUCAACUCCGGAGAAAACCGAUGUAACACCUUCCACCACUUCGCCACCUUCUUAUGAUAGUGUGACCAAGCCAGAAAAAGAAAAAUUUGAAAAAGACAAAUCAGAAAAGGAAGACAAAGGGAAAGAUAUCAGGGAAAGUAAAAAGUAAAAAGAAACAGAGAAUAUUCCAUUUUGUGAUCAAUUGUUUACAGCCUGUGAUGGUGAUGUGUUAGUGUCAACAGGACUCCCACAGGACGUCUAUGCCAAACUGACUGUUUUUACAAAUGUAUACUUAAGGUCAGUGCCUAUAACAAGACAGGGACCUCUGGUCAGCAAACUGGAACUCAAUAAACCAGAAAAUCAGCAUCGCCAGGAGGUUUCUGUUUUCACAACCAGCUGACACUGCUGAAGAGCAGAGACGUAAUGGCUACUCAGACUAUAGGAACCAACUUAAAGGGGGGAGGGAAGUUAAAUUUUUAUGUAAAGUCAACACGUGACACUUGAUAAUGGUAAUUGUCACCACUGUUUAUGUGUUAACUGCCACACCUGCCAUAUUUUUACAAAAUGUAUGCUGUGAAUUUAUCACUUUUUUUUUUAAUUCACAGGUUGUUUACUAUUAUAUGUGACUAUUUUUGUAAAUGGGUUUGUGUUUGGGGAGAGGGAUUAAAGGUAGGAAUUCUACAUUUCCCUAUUGUAUAACUGGAUAUAUUUUAAAUGAAGGCAUGCUGCACUUCUCAUUCACACGUGAAAAAAAUCACAUGACAAAAGGAAAGAGUUUACUUCUUGUUUCAGGAUGUUUUUAGAUUUUUGAGGUGCUUAAAUAGCUAUUCAUGUUUUAAGGUGUCUCAUCCAGAAAAAUUUUAAUGUGCCUGUAAAUGUUCCAUAGAAUUCACAAACGUUAAAGAACUGUUUUAUUUUUACAUAUUCCAUUAUACGUACAUGUAUAUAUGUAUAUAUGUAUAUGUGCGUGUAUAUACAUAUAUAUGUAUACACACACAGAGACACACCCACCAUCACAUAGUCGUUCAGUGUCCCAGUAGCAUGAUUAUAACAUUUUUGAUAAGUGUCCUUUGGCAUAAAAUAAAAAUAUCCUAUCAAGUCCUUUCUAAGAACCUGAAUUGACCAAAAAGCGUUCCCCACCACCACUUUAUAAAGUUACUUCUGCUUUUUCCUGCAGUAUCGUUUAGCCAUCUUCUGCUCUUGGUAAGGUUGACAUAGUAUAUGUCAAUUUAAAAAAUACAAGUCUGCUUUGUAAAUAGUAAUUCUACCCAGUGGUGCAUGUUUGAGCAAACAAAAAUGAUGACUUAAGCACAGUAUUUAUUGCAUCAAAUAUGUACCACAGUAAGUAUAGUUUGCAAGCUUUCAACAGGUAAUAUGAUGUCAUUGGUUCCAUUAGAGUUUGAAGCUGUCACUGCUGCAUGUUUAUCUUGCCUAGGCUGCUGUAUCUUACUCCUUCCACUGUUCAGAAGUCUAAUAUGGGAAGCCAUAUGUCAGUGGUAAAGUGAAACAAAUUGUUCUAUCAAGACCUCAUUCUUCAUGUCAUUAAGCAAUAGAUCGCAGCAAACAAUGAAGAGCUUCUUGCUUUUUAUUCUUCCAAUCUUAAUUGAACGCUGUAUGGUGAAAAGCCGACUGUACAAACAUGUUGCAAGCUGCUUAAAUCUGUUGAAAAUAUAUGGUUAGAGUUUUCUAAGAAAAUAUAAAUACUGUAAAAAGUUCAUUUUAUUUUAUUUUUCAGCCUUUUGUACAUAAAAUGAGAAAUUAAAAGUAUCUUCAGGUUGAUGUCACAGUCACUACUGUUAGUUUCUGUUCCUAGCACUUUUAAAUUAAAGCACUUCACGAAAUAAGAAACGAAGACUAAGAUGCAGUGUAGGUUUCUGCUUUUUUAUUGGUACUGUAAACUUUGCACACAUUUCAAUGUAAAACGAAUCUCAGACUGAGUCCAACGUUUAUUUGAUUCCAAAUAGUAAUGCCCUAUCACUGAAAGAGGCUUAAGGAAAGAUCACUUGCUAUUCUUGGCAUUGCUUGAAUGAGAUGUUUCCACCUAGUCUUUAUAUUCAGUAAAUCAUCAGUCUUUUCUAGUGUCUGUUUACACAGAUAGAUCUUAUCCUUAUUGACCCAUAUGGCUUUAGAACUGUAUCAGAUAUGAUAUAGGAUCCAAGUUUUUUUUCUCCCCACAAACCAGGUAGUGAAAUUAUAUUACCAGUUACAGCGAAACAUUUUGUGUUUCUUUCACAAGCAACAAUAAAUGUAGAUUCUUUAUACUAAAGCUAUUGACUUGUAGUGUGUUGGUGAAAUGCAUGCAGGAAAAUGCUAUUACCACAAAGAACGGUAAACCACAUUACAAUCAAGCCAAAAGAAUAAAGGUUUUGCUUUUGUUUUUGUAUUUAAUUGUUCUGUCUUUGAUUCUAUCUUUGAAAUGCCAUUUAAAGGUAAAUUUCUAUCAUGUAAAAAUGAUCUAUCAGAAAAAAUAUAAAGAAUACGCAUUAACUAUAAUAAUUCAUCUUUAAAUUUUUUCAUGGAAUGGAAAUUAAUUAAAAAGAGUGCACUGGAUAUCUAGUUUUAAUAUUGGCCAAAAAGCUAGAUAUGGAAUUGAGUAGAGUAGUGGAAAGUUACAAAAAUUAAUAAAAAAUUGACUAACAUUUUAAGUUGUGCAUCCUUUCUCCUUCCUGGCACCUACUAUUUUAUUUUGUUUUUCUCUUUGCCUUUUUACUUCCUUCUGUAUGUAUUCCUGAUCUACAUUUCUAAAUACUUUCUCAUCCCUUUCUUGGGCUUCCAGGGAUUUUUCAUUCAGGACACUCUUGUUUCUUCUCUGCUCACCAAAUGUCUUGUUUAUUACAGUCUGUAGGCGAUGGCUCUGUGCGCUUCUGCCCCUAAUAAUCUGCUAUUCCUGUGACAAGUCCAUGGAAUGUCUCUAUAUUCAUUUCUACAAUUUCCUUGGCAAAAAUUCUAAGAGAGCUUAGAUCUCAACUUUUUAUAAUGUAUAAACAAAAUUCCAAAACGACGCACUUGGUUUUCUCAUUUAAUUGCAAGCAAUUUGGGAAAUGUAUAUCAGUUCUGAUUGCAUAUUAGAAUUACUUGAGAAGCUUGAAGAAAAAAAAUGCCCAUUCAUAGACCAAGACGAGACCAAUUCAAUUCGUAUCUCUAGGGAUGAGACUUAAGCAUCCAAUUUUUUUUAAUGCUCCCCCCUGAUGCUGAUUUUUACUAAGGUUGAGAGCCAGUGAGGUAGGAUAUCCUUGCCCAAUAGGGAAAAAAAGUACUCUACAGAAAAUCCACCUGUCCCCUUCAGAGAAUCAUUAUACAACUCAUCAUGUACAAAAUCAGGCUCCCAACAUGAUGGCUUUUGGUGUGUUUAUCUUGUAGUGUGACAUUGAUCCAUUUAUAUCAGAGGUUUUCUUGUCGGAUCAUAGUUGGUGGAAAGGGAAUUCUAUCAGAAUAGUUUAGAGAGCUUUAUCAAAUUAUACAGACAUACACGCACACACUCACCCCCACAAUGUGGCACCCCAACCAUCCCUAGUGCAUACUGCAUGAGAUGAAUGUGGGGUGGUUUAGGAAACAAUAUGGAUUCAUCAAAUAGCCCCCCAGGUGAAUCCUACAUGCCUUGUUGGGUGAGAAUCAUUAAUCUGGGCCAAUGGGAGGCAGUUCACAUUGGCCACCAGAAAACAUGCUUUCCAUUUGUCAUUAUCAAGUCACAAAUCUAAAGAGGAAAGAUUCCCAUUCUCAAGUUCUCUAUUCUUGGGCACCUCUUAUCAUCAUUAGUUUCCUAAGCUCAGUACAAUGCAGAUCAAUUUACAAAGAGAAGGGAGGGGCUGAGAAGAGAGAAGGGGUUGAAAAGGGAGAGGAGAAGAAAGGAGAGGGAAGAACAACAGAGGAAAGUAGAGGAAAGGAGGGUCGUACAAGAAAUGGGAGAGGAUACUUCAUAAAUCAUCUUCUGAAAAAAAGUCUAUUGCUGUUAGUAUCUGCAGGAAUGGUGGAGGAUGGAAGAGGCAUGAGGGAAAGAAAUUUUGCUUAGUUGUCCAGACGUUAGAUCCACGAUGUAUGCAUAUUUCUCUUCUCACUUUUUUAAAGAAAAAAUACUUAUGAAAAAGAGGAAGAGGACAUUAUGCAAUUAUUACAUUGUAAAUGUAAAUGUUGCAGUGGUUGCAUGGAUAAUGUUAUUUCCUUUCAUCUGAACUAAAUAAAUAUUUGAGUGUCUACUACGUGUCAGCAUUUUGAUAGGAGCUGCGAGACCACAGAUGAACAUAAUUGUCCAAAGGAAGGUUGUAGCCAGAGGUGAAGAACCUUGAAAGUUAAGCUAAAGAGUCUGGAAUUUAUUCUAUUGGCAAUGAGGCGGGAUUAAUUGCUCCUGAGCUGUAGAAUGAGCAGUAAAACUGGAUACAUCUGUACUUAUUUAAUCUGACAAAAAUGAGCCUGCAUUGCCAGUUUUUCGCUAUUAUAGAGAUCUCAUUUUCCCAUCUUUAUUUUUAAAUAUGUCUGUGUUCUUAUGUUAGUAUAUAUUUUUAAAAGAACCUAAUUUAAAACCUAAUUUAUAUUUUUUAAAAAACCUAAAUUAAAAAAAUCAAUCUGACAUUUUUUGUUAAUACCCUAUCUUCAUCUACCUACAUUUAUUUUAUAUACAGAUAUAUUUGAUUUUAUUUUUGUCACCUUAUUUUGUGCUUUUGAUUUUUCAAGUUUUUUCUUUGUUCCUUCCUGUCUUGUCCUCUUUUGUGUUAAUUUUCUUUUCUUUUCCCCAUCUCUGCUGGUUGACAAGAUGCACAUGACAAGAUACACAUUAUCUUCCUUUCUUCUUUCCUUACUUGCUUUUCUCUUGCUUCUUUUUAUAAGUAAUUACUCUUAAAUUUUAACGUGCAUACUUAAUUAGUGAAAUGUAAUCAAUAGUAUACCCUUAUCUGGAACAAUAAAGUUUCCCAUUCUGAUUACA